Messenger RNA from Truncatella angustata, 1472 nucleotides. RefSeq lists its product as uncharacterized. Bases 1 to 1317 code for a protein of 438 amino acids. Gene Ontology annotation, biological process: unsaturated fatty acid biosynthetic process. Gene Ontology annotation, molecular function: iron ion binding; stearoyl-CoA 9-desaturase activity; heme binding. The transcript is spliced from 3 exons. The record is from RefSeq and is a predicted model, not a curated record. NCBI's taxonomy places the organism in Eukaryota, Fungi, Ascomycota, Sordariomycetes, Amphisphaeriales, Sporocadaceae. Gene Ontology annotation, cellular component: endoplasmic reticulum membrane.
AUGGCGCCUAAGACAGCCCCAGCCACCAAGACGCCAGGGCACAUUUCCGACCAGCCUUGGACCUUGGCCAACUGGUAUCAACAUAUCGACUGGCUCAAGACAACACUUCUUGUCAUUAUUCCUCUGGUAACUUGUUACUUUGCUUACUACACGCCGUUGCAACGUCCUACCCUCAUUUUUUCCGUUCUCUUGCACCUGUGGGCCGGUAUUGGCAUCACAGCAGGAUACCAUAGACUGUGGUCCCACCGUUCGUACACUGCGACGCUGCCCCUUCAACUCUUCCUCGGCUUAGGUGGCGCGAGCGCCCUCGAGGGCUCAAUUCGAUACUGGAGUUGGGGCCACCGAGCGCAUCACAGGUUCACCGACACCGAUCAGGACCCGUACACCGUACACAAAGGCCUGUGGCACGCACACAUGGGAUGGCUAUUGGUUCGCCAAGAUUACAAGAAGCACGGCCGAACCGACAUCUCCGACUUGAGCAACGACCCCUUUGUUGUCUGGCAGCAUAAACAUUACCCGGCAAUAUCUAUAACAUGUGGCUGGAUUCUGCCGAUGGUGGUCGCAGGACUCGGCUGGGGUGACUGGCGAGGCGGACUGAUCUACGCUGGAGUCCUCCGUGUCGUCACCGUCCAACAGAGUUCCUUCACCAUCAACAGUUUGGGUCAUUACUUGGGUGAUCAGCCCUUCGACGAUAGGCGCUCUCCGAGGGACCACUGGAUCUCUUCCCUCUUCAGUCUCGGCGAGGGAUACCACAACUUUCACCACGAGUUUCCCACCGACUACCGCAAUACCACUCGCUGGUUAACAUAUGAUCCCAACAAGUGGUGCAUCGCUACGUGGAAAUGGAUGGGCCUUGCGAGCGAUCUGAGGACGUUCUCCCAGAACGAAAUCGACAAGGGCAAGCUUCAGCAGGAGCAGAAGAAACUGGACGGAAAGCUGGCAGUCCUGAAAUGGGGCAGACCGCUGAAAGACCUUCCAGUGAUGGAAUGGGACGAGUUCCUAGUGAGCUCGCAGGACCGGGCGCUCAUUGUGGUUGCCGGCCUCGUUCACGACUUGACCAGUUUCGUUGACGAGCACCCCGGUGGCAAGAGUCUCAUCUCGUCGGGUAUCGGCAAGGAUGCAACGGCAUUGUUCAACGGUGGCGUGUACAACCAUUCGAAUGCGGCACGUAACUUGUUGGCGAAAUACCGAGUCGGCAUCAUCCGCGGCGGCGGCGAAGUUGAAAUCUGGAGGCUGAGAACGGAGAAGCGUCUUGAGCAGAUACGGACGAGGGACUAUGAUUACUCCAUCGUCGGUAAGAAACUUGCCAUGGAAUAGGGAUAUUGUACAAAAUGGGUGGGAAUGGUGUAAACUUUGCCGGGGUAAACGGCCGGACUGCAGUCCAGUAUUGUUAUUAUCAUGCAGAUGGUCGAACACGAAGAUCCGAAGAGAUCAGGUGCACAUAUAGAGAUGCAAGCCUUGAUUAAUAAUAA